Messenger RNA from Varanus komodoensis (Komodo dragon), 3004 nucleotides. RefSeq names its product presenilin associated rhomboid like (gene PARL). Lineage: Eukaryota; Metazoa; Chordata; Lepidosauria; Squamata; Varanidae. The transcript is spliced from 10 exons. The record is from RefSeq and is a predicted model, not a curated record. Gene Ontology annotation, molecular function: serine-type endopeptidase activity. The coding region runs from base 13 to 1083 and encodes 356 amino acids. Gene Ontology annotation, cellular component: membrane.
AGGGCAAAAAAAAUGGCGUGGAGUUGUUGUGCUCGGGUUUGGGUUAAGCAGGAGUUACUGGCAGGUGGAAGAAUCCGGGAGCACAGGUUUACUCUGUGUACACAACAGAGAAAUGGAUUUAGAAAGCCAGCACAGAAGGGUGUUCUGCAGAGGCCAAAGACAGAAAUUGGUUCUAAGCCAAAGAAAAGUGGCUUGUCUCCUCCAGUUCCGGAGCCAGUCUUUGAUGAAACUUCCCGUUCAGUGAAGAAGCUUGUAAAACCAUUCAUCUUUGCAGUUGGGUUUUCAGGCUGUGCUUUUGGAUCAGCUGCUAUCUGGCAGUAUGAAAAUCUCAAAGCCAGGGUACAGAAUUAUUUUGGGGAUGCUCGUGCAGAUUGGAUGGACAGGAUGCGUCCACAGAAGGGACUGGACUUCAGAAGGCAGAUUAACCUGUGGUGGAAUAGUCUGAGCAACGGGCAGCAGGCUGUGUCAGGCAUUAUUGCAGCCAAUUGCUUGGUAUUUUGUUUAUGGCGAGUACCUUCUUUGCAUCGAAUAAUGGUCACAUAUUUCACAUCUAAUCCAGCUUCACGUGUCCUGUGUUCUCCAAUGUUGCUGUCUUCAUUUAGUCAUUUCUCAUUUAUGCACAUGGCAGUCAACAUGUAUGUUUUGUGGAGCUUCUCAACCAGCAUAGUCGCUCUUCUGGGACGUGAACAAUUCUUGGCAGUGUACCUCUCUGCAGGCGUUAUUUCCACAUUUGCCAGUUAUGCCUGGAAAACGGCAACAGGAAGGUUUGGACCAUCACUUGGUGCUUCAGGCGCUAUAAUGACCAUCCUUGCAUCAGUAUGUAUGAAGAUCCCAGAAGCCAAGCUAGCUAUAUUAUUUCUUCCAAUGUUCACAUUUACAGCUGGAAAUGCUUUAAAAGCAAUUAUCGCAUUGGACAGUGCAGGACUUGUUCUGGGCUGGAAGUUUUUUGAUCAUGCUGCACACCUCGGUGGAGCUCUGUUUGGAAUAUGGUAUGUAGCAUAUGGGAACAGUCUAAUAUGGAAUAAUAGAGAACCAAUUGUAAAGGCUUGGCAUACAGUGAGGACUUGGAAGCCAAGGAAAUGAGGUGGGGCUCAUGGCUGCUGCAUUGUAGAAGACACUUGUACAGAAAUGGUGUGCUACUCGGAUGAAGACAAGGAAAGUGAGUUGCUACACAAGACAUACUGGAAUCUUUAGGUCCUCCUGUGGUAACUUUCUGCUUGAAAAUAAUGCAUUUGGUAAGAAAUAUGGCAGAAUUAAAACAAUAAAGAUUUGUAUCAGUGCUUUAUUAAAUGAAUCUGUCAGUUUCACAGAAUAUUUAGGAGCAGAAAUAAAAUGACAUCAUUUGCCUAAUGUAUUUUUCAGUAGCUAAGGAAACAAUCCAAGUAGUAGUCCUGAUACAAUAUUGCUUUGGUAUGUUCUCCUUGCCUUAUUCUUUUGCAGUCUGUGUUUGAUAUGAGUAGUGUCAGGGUCUGUGACCAGAGACAAGACAAGAGCAACAGAGGCACCAGGAUCAGGGCAACAGAACUUCAUGAAAGACAGAGUCCAAAAGCAGAGUUUAAUGGAAAAUUCAAAUCAUUGUCAUGGUACAGGCUGAGGUCAGGAACCAAAAAAAUGCAUUAGGGCAGAAUAAGAAUGUGGUCAGAAACAAGCUAAGCGUUGAGAACCAGGAGGAAAAACAGAAGUGCCAGGUACCUUGGACAGGAUAACAAGGCAAAAGACACUGCGUGACAGGAACCAGCUGCAGCCAAGGUCAGGCAAGAUGCAGAAGACAUGGCAAGGCAGGAGGCACAGCAGGAACCAGGAGCCGGCACUACAGCAAACAGAAGGCCCUGUGUUGCUGAGGCCAGUUUUGGAGGGAAGAGCUGGCUCUUAUAUACCUCUUUUCCCAGAACUCCCAGCUGAUGCUUGUCAGUAGCCUAAGAGCUUUAGCAAGGCCUAGAACUGAUCCUACAUAUAAGGUGGUGGUUCCUCUGGUUCUGGCCACCAGAGCAGGCCAGAGCCUGACAAGUAGUGACAGAUGCUCUAAUUUUAUAGGCACACAUUUACACAGACCCAGACCAUAUUUUGGAAAUGCAUUAUAAAUGUUGGGAAGCAUCCUGUGUUACAAAUUAGACAAGACACACAAGUCAUGUAUAUCUUUCUCUGAUCGUAAUUGAACCAGGAGGGAGCCUUGGAAAAGAAAUCAUGAAACUAUACCUCUUUCCUCUACAUUCCUCUGUUCAAACUUGUAACUCCCCAGGGUUGUGCUUUGUUAUUCAAAAAGGGAAAAGAAAAGUGAGUACAGAUCACAUCUAGCUUGGUCCAUAUGUGGGAUUAGAGAUAAUAAGCAAGAAUUGUAAUUGAUGGAUAUAAUACAAUUCUACAUGUGAAAAGGAACUGAAUGCCAUCAUCUGGCGUGUAUUAGAAUAAUUUUUUCUAUAAAACUGUUAUAUAAUACACAGCGUUAUUAUUUCAGUUGUAUUUAUCAACAGAAAAGAGGAACAAUGCAGGUACAAAUUCUCAAAAGACCAGUAAUAACUUCAGAGACUUGUACACAAAUUAUAUCAAAUGAUAGCUGAGUAAACCAUGCAUCAUUCACAUGUAUAUAUGCAGUGUCUAAAACAUUGGCUGAACUCUAAGAGCAGUAUGAGGCUUCUCCAUGUUUAGUGAUGUUCUCUCGCUCACUCUCUUUUUGAAUGGCCAACAUACAUUCUGUAUCACAAUCAGCUUGUGAAACUCCUCUUUCCAAAAAGUGAGUUUCCAUGUUGCAUGGUAGGUUGCUGCUUAAGAAAUAACUCCAGCGCUCUCUUGUACAUGGAAUUAAUUACAUAAUUUGUUUUACAUCAUGGUCAUUGUUAGAUUCUCCUAUUAAAGUUGUUGCAGCAGUGUUCUACAUGUGUAAAAUCGGAUGAACUCUUCUGUUCAAGUGAUUAGCAAUUUGUGAAUUGAGGUAUGUAAUGGCUGUAGUUCUGAAAACCUUUCUUCCAAAGAAAGUUAUCUCAACUAAACUCUUUUGUACUGAUAA